UUCGGACACAAGACACGACUGAGAAGAAGUUCCAAGACCGACUUUGCAUCGUGCGAAAAUGCGGCUUUUAAUUCUGGUUUUGGGCGUCGCCGCCGCCGGUCUCGCGAGCGCCUCCUGCCCCCCGCCGGACUGCAACGCCGGCCCGCCUCCAGACACGCCCCCCUUCUUCCUGCUGAGCGAUCCCCAAGACUGCCACAAGUACUACAUCUGCUACAACGAAGAGGGCGACGGCGACGAUACUUACUUCAUCACCGGCGAAUCCUACUGGUGCGAGGACCACGGCGCCGUCUUCAGUCAGGUCGACCAGCUCUGCGGCGACUACACGUGCGCCGAGUCGUGUUCUGGCACAUGCGCGCCCUACGAAUGCAUUGACCCCCUGCAGGACAAAAUAGCCGACCCUUACAACUGCACGAAGUAUCACACCUGCCCGGACGGCAAGACGGUGCAGUGCGAGGGCGACAAACCCUUCUUCGACGGGGACCAGUGCCAGGCGGACGAGUCCAAGUGCUGCCACUGCAAGCCCUACUGCAGCCAAGGUCAGAAGUUCACGAACGUCCCAGAUCCUUUGGACUGCAAGAGCUACUACUUCUGCGUGAACGAGCAUGACUUCCCGACAUACCAGAGCACGUGUGACGUUGGAAACUUCGACCCGUUCACCAGCCAGUGUAGCGAGACAGUUCCUUGUAUCACCAUAUGUCCAGCGCCUUAAUCUCUGGAGCUUUUGCUAUCGGGAU
Molecule: messenger RNA, 734 nt
Organism: Penaeus vannamei (Pacific white shrimp)
Lineage: Eukaryota; Metazoa; Arthropoda; Malacostraca; Decapoda; Penaeidae
Cellular component (GO): extracellular region
Molecular function (GO): chitin binding
Source: RefSeq, a predicted model, not a curated record